AUGAACGUCCAGAGAGUCGGUCUGCGGGCGCUGCGCCAAGUCGCGGCUAAGCCCAAUGCCCUCCCCCGCCUUGCGAUGGCUGGUGUCCAGACCCGCGGCGCCUCAACCCAGAAGCUGUCCAUCACCGAGGGCCAGCAGGUCCUCGCCUCGCAGCGCCUCCAGCGCCCCGUCGCCCCGCACAUCACCAUCUACGACUACAACCAGAUCUGGCUCGGCGCCUCCAUCUGGACGCGCUUCACUGGCAUGUUCUUCGGCGGCGGUCUGUACGCCUUUGCCCUCGCCUACCUCGCCGCCCCCCUGACGGGCAUGCACCUCGAGUCGGCCUCGCUCGCCGCCGCCGUCGCCGCCUGGCCGGCCGCCCUCAAGGUCUCGGUCAAGUUCCUGACCGCCUGGCCGUUCGUGUUCCACUUCAUGGCCGGCGUGCGCCACAUCGUGUUCGACUUUGCCAAGGGCUUCUCCAAGAAGCAGAUUAGCACCAGCGCCUGGGGUAUCUGGGGCGCCAGCUUGGGUGCCUCCAUCGCCCUGGCUUUUGGCUUUUAA
Messenger RNA from Microdochium trichocladiopsis, 540 nucleotides. RefSeq lists its product as uncharacterized. Gene Ontology annotation, biological process: tricarboxylic acid cycle; mitochondrial electron transport, succinate to ubiquinone. Gene Ontology annotation, cellular component: membrane. Lineage: Eukaryota; Fungi; Ascomycota; Sordariomycetes; Xylariales; Microdochiaceae. The record is from RefSeq and is a predicted model, not a curated record. The coding region runs from base 1 to 540 and encodes 179 amino acids. Gene Ontology annotation, molecular function: succinate dehydrogenase activity; electron transfer activity. The transcript has 3 exons.